This is a messenger RNA of Paramecium pentaurelia, 1306 nucleotides long. NCBI's taxonomy places the organism in Eukaryota, Ciliophora, Oligohymenophorea, Peniculida, Parameciidae. The record is from the annotation of a GenBank genome assembly.
AUGGAAUUAUGUGCUAAACAUUAAGGAAAUAUCCAAUAUAUAGUAUUGGGAACAAAUUCUGUUUAAUUGGCUUGUUCUGAAUGUAGAGAUGAAUUAAUUAUGAAUGGACAAUAACCUGAUUCCUGUCUAUUGAUAUCUAGAGUAAUUAAUAUUAUGAUAAUUCAAGAUUCAAAAAAUACCUGAAGUCUUAUUAAGUAAAAUUACUAUUGAACCUCUUUUCAAAACAUUCUUUUCUAAAAUUCUCUUUGUAACAAGUGAGGAUCUUGAUAAGACUAAAAACAUUUGGAUAAAAGAAUUUGAAGAAAUGAAAGCAUCAUUAGAAAAAAUGAUAAGAGAUAUUACUAUUUUCUUUGAUCAUUUGAUAUAGAAUAUUAUUAAUUAUAGAGCAGAAUUAAAGAGAGUAAAAUUCUAUUAAUAAAUUAGAUAAUUCAAUUUGAAACAUUAGAAUAAUAUAUCAAAGCUAAUGUUGCUUUUUAAAAUUUUGAUUCAGUUUCAUCCAUUAUCAUUUUUAAACAACGUUAGAAUACAACCAUUUAAAUAGAAUAAAAAAUUUAAGAUUAUAUUAAUUUAUUUAAAAAAGAAAGCAAUGAUAAAAAUAAAACAAAUAUUGAAGUCUUAAUUAAGGAUUAUCAAAAUAAAGUAAUCAAGUAAUAUCUAUAUAUAUAUAUUUUAAAGUGUUCAACUUCCACCCUCAAAAGAAACAUUAAUUUAAUUAACAACUAAAUUCUAAAAUUUAUAAAUUGCUAUCUAAGAAAAAUUCAGAUUAGUCAAUCCAACUUAAGUGUAAUCUUGCCUAUUGUCUAAUGUAGGCUUUUAAAAUACUCUAACUAGAAUUACACAAAACUAAAAUCCUAAUUAUGUCUUAGUCUAUCAGGGAUCAAUUGAUGGAUUAAAUUUUAAUUAAUUUUGGAAUAAAAUUUAAAACAAAUCCAAAUUACUUAUGAUAAUGAAAGCAAAGAAUAAUUAAUGUGUUUUUGGAGGAUAUACACCUUGUAAAUGGGUGAAAACUCCUUAAACAUAAUUUAUGUCAGAUCAGUAAGGUACAUCAUUUUUAUUCAUACAAACUCCAAAUUCAUAAAUUUAAUAUUAUCCAAUAAAGAAUGAAUUUAAGAAUUAAGCUAUUACUGUUAAUUAAAAUUUUGGACCUUAAUUUGGUAAACCAGAUCUAGUAAUUUCUAAUGACUUUAAAGAUGGAUAAUUGAAUAUUGGUUAACAUUACUUUAGAGAUCCCAAAGAAAACUACUAAAGCUUCUUUUUAGGACCUAAAUUAGAAGAGAUAAUAGAAUGUGAAGUAUUUGAAUUAUGA